AUGAACGAUACAUUCAAUAAUUCACAAUCGGGUCAGACACUAUAUUAUAAUAAUCAUUCAAACUCAACAUCUUCAUCAUCAAGUGGAGGUCAAAAUAAUAAUCAAUUAAAUCAUCUUAAUGGUAAUAAUAAUAAUAAUAAUAAUACUAAUAACUCAAAUAAUAAUAAUGUAUUAAAUAAUGUUGCAAAUAAUUCAAAUCAUGGAGAUCAAACAAAUGGACAUAUAAGUAAUCAACAUAUUAGGGGAAGUAGUAGUCGACAGUCGAAUAGUGGAAAUAAUCAAACAAAUGAUCCAUCAAAUAAUCAACAACAAGGACAACAACAUACUAUAAAUGAUUUAUAUCAAUUAAUUAGUCAAUUACAACAACAAAAUACAAUUAAUAAUCAAAUAAUAAUGAAGAUGAAUUUUAUGUCUGAUUCAAUUGAAGAAAUUAAAAGAAAUCUUCUAAAUUUACAUCAACAAUUUAUGUUUACUUUACAAAAUAAUUCUCUGAAUAAUUCAAGUUCAUCAAAUGUUAACAAUAUGUUUUCAAAUUCAAAUUUAAAUAAUCAAUUUAAAACUUUUGAAAUUUUUACAAAACAUUUAAAUAAAUUAAAUAAAGAAAUUGAAGAAAUUAAUAGUAGUGGACAAAAUUUGAAUCCAAAUUCACUUCAGCCGCAACAACAAGCUCAACAACUGGGCCAACAACCAUCACAGCAAACACAACAAUCUCAACAACAACGACCUCAAGUUUCGCAACCACAACAACAACUGCAAAAUCCUCCAAGUCAACAAGCACAGCAACAGCAAGGACAAAGCUCACAUUUACAAAAUCAACAUCAAAUUUCCACUAACAGUGUAGAAGAUGACAGCAGGAAUCAUCAGCAACUACAAAAUAAUCAAUCACAUACCCAGAAUGGAACUUCUUUUGAUGAUGAAGUCGACUUGACAAGAAAAAAUUUAGGUUUAAGAUCACCAGCUCCAGGCUCAACUGCAACGUCUCCAUAUGUUUUUGAAUUAGGAUUUUCAUCAAGAGGUUCAAAUUUAAAUGGUCAUAUAACAUCUCCGAUCAAUCAACCACAAAUACCCAACAAUAAUCAACAACAACAACAGAAAAGACUGAAAAAUUUUAAAUCAUCUCAACAAAAUAAUAAUAAUGCUCAACACCAACAUCAACAAAAUCAUCAACAUCAACAACAACAACAUCAUUUACAAAAUCAACAUCAAACACAAAGAUUACCAAUAAUAUCUCAACAAAAUAAUCAAAAUUCAAAUUAUUCAAAUUCAUAUAUGUUACCUAUGCCUCCUUUAUUAAGUGAGGAUAAGUCAAAUAAUUUAGCGCCCCAUGAUCAAUCAUUACAAUUUUUAUUAUCAAGAGAAAGUAGUGGAAUGAUGACUUCAGCUUUGAGACAACAACCAUCUCAUACAAGACCUAUGCCUCCACAACCUUCAGCUUCAACUUUUUCAUUUGAUGAUAAUGAUAUUGAACAAAGUAUUGAUGAUUUAGAACAGCAAACUCAAACAGGUACAAGUGCAACUACUCAACCAACUACAAAUUCUUCUUCUAGUAAUCAAAAUAAUUUAUCUGAUCAAGCACUUUCAAAUGGUAUAAACAAAAAUUUUAAAAAGAGAAAAUUAUCACCGGAUUUAAAAUCUUCCAUAAGUACAAAUGAUGUACCUCAAUAUAAAUUAGAAAGAAGUUUAAAAGCUCUUAGUGAUAUAUGGAAAGAAUACGCUUAUGGAGUUAAUGAUAAACCUCCUUUAAAGUCUUUAGAAUCAAAAUAUGGAACUAAAUGGAGAAAUGAAACUGAAUCAAGAACUUUUUUACGUAGGAAAAAAAUUUAUGAAGCAAUUGAAAUUGGUACUAAAAAAGGUUAUAGUGAAGAAGAUGUUAUUAAUGAAUUAGAAAAUUAUAGAAGUUAUGAUAAAAAUGGAUCUUUGAAAAAAAGACCAUUAUCUUGGUUAAGUUCAAAUAUGCCUGAUAAAUUUAAUAAUCCUGCUACUGAUGCAUAA
Messenger RNA from Lodderomyces jiufengensis, 1992 nucleotides. RefSeq lists its product as uncharacterized. NCBI's taxonomy places the organism in Eukaryota, Fungi, Ascomycota, Pichiomycetes, Serinales, Debaryomycetaceae. Gene Ontology annotation, molecular function: DNA-binding transcription factor activity, RNA polymerase II-specific; RNA polymerase II cis-regulatory region sequence-specific DNA binding. The transcript has a single exon. The coding region runs from base 1 to 1992 and encodes 663 amino acids. The record is from RefSeq and is a predicted model, not a curated record. Gene Ontology annotation, biological process: positive regulation of ribosomal protein gene transcription by RNA polymerase II.